Molecule: messenger RNA, 1803 nt
Organism: Rana temporaria (common frog)
Lineage: Eukaryota; Metazoa; Chordata; Amphibia; Anura; Ranidae
Gene: A4GALT
Product: alpha 1,4-galactosyltransferase (P blood group)
Exons: 1
Coding region: 67-1080 (337 amino acids)
Biological process (GO): protein O-linked glycosylation
Molecular function (GO): acetylglucosaminyltransferase activity
Source: RefSeq, a predicted model, not a curated record
UUCAUGAAAAUGUAUUGAAGUGAAGGCAAAACAGCUACUACUUCUGCUUUUUUCCCUUGGUCAAUUAUGGCUAUCAAGUCCUGGUUAAUCUAUUUGGCUACUUUGACCACACUAUCUUUUUUCAUACUGAUCAUGUACUUGAAAAAGGUCUACAUCUUUGAAGAAAAGGCAAAAGUUCACCUUUUACCAAGAGAGGUGGUGUGUCCGGAUACCAUACCUUUGACAUUAAAUAUGUCCCAACCCACAGGGAUUGUUAGUAGAAUCUACUUUUUGGAGACCUCGGACAGGACAAGUCCAACCUUUCAAGCCAUGUGUGCUGUGGAAUCUGCAGCAAGAGCCCACCCAGAAGUUAAGGUUACUGUCCUGAUGAAAGGUUUAAGUGGCCACAGCAUGCAAGAGAAAAACUUUGGCAUUUCUCUUCUUAGCUGCUUUCCCAACAUAGACUUUUCACCCUUAAACUUCAAGAAACUCUUUAACAAUACUCCAUUAAGCACUUGGUUCUCUAAAGUAGAAAACCAAUGGGCAUUGUCAGACUAUCCAACGCUUUCUGAUGCUUGCCGCUUGGCCAUCCUUUGGAAAGAGGGCGGUAUCUAUUUGGACACAGAUUUUAUUAUCCUAAAAAAUUUAAAAAAUAUCACAAACGCGAUGGGUAUGCAGUCUUUGUAUACACUUAAUGGUGCUUUUCUCACAUUCCAACCACAGCACAAGUUCAUUGAGCUUUGCAUGAAAGACUUUGUUGGCAAGUACAAUUACUGGUUUUAUGGUCACCAAGGUCCACAACUCUUGACUCGAGUAUUUAAGAAGUGGUGUUCAAUUCGAAGGCUUAGGGACAAGAAGAGUUGCCGAGGUGUCAAUGUGCUUUCAAAAGAGGCCUUCUACCCUGUCGACUGGCAGGAAUGGAGAAAGUAUUUUCAGGUUAUUGAACCAACUGAGUUGGAAAAGCUUUUAAAGGACAGCUAUGGUGUUCAUUUAUGGAACAAAAAAAGCCAAGGGAUAUUACCAGAGGUGGGGUCGUUUCUGGAACAACUUCAAGACAAACAUUGCCCUACAACAAACAAGUUGAUGAAGUUGUAUUUAUAAACCCUGGGCCGCUGACUGGAUAUGUAAUAAUGCUGACAUAUUGCUAAAUAUGGGGCUUGACUUAUGAGAUGUUGCAUUUUACAAGACUGAAUAAGAACAAGAGUAUCCAAUGUGGUGUACGGUGUUUGAAGAUGUAUUUAAUCCAUCCUUUGGGGAAGGUUUACCAGCUUUACCUUUUUUGCCCUUCCAGGUUUUGUGGCUGGUUGCUCAUAAUCCUCAGUGAAUGUUAUUUCCAAAUAAGAUUACAUUUCAAGGUUCAGGAUGAAACUUUCACCUUUCUGAUGAAUAUUGCUCAGAGAAAAAGCAAUCCGGUAACAAGAGGUUACAGACGUCAAUAAGAGAUUCAGCUAUAGAUGAAACUUUAAACAUAUAUCUGUUCCAAUAAUAGUUUAGUCCUUUGAAGCAGGCAGUAGAUGCACUCAAUGGGACUUAAAACAGGAGGAAUUUUCCAAUUUAAUACAGUGUCCCAGAAUGAAACUGACGCAGCCACCCCAACGACAAGCCAACGAUGGAAUCUGUCACUCCUUUUCAAGGGUGUUUACCUCGCCUAAUGCCCUACAGUGCAUUCUGCACCCUGAUUGGGCAAAGUCUUGCCCAAUCAGGGCGUAGUAAAAGCUGGUUGUUAGGGAGCAGGAUCGGGAAGCUGGCCGCAGUGUCCUUAACAACUGAUGAGUCAUCAGCUGUCAAUGGGCUUCCCCGCUAACAGCUGAUAAUAAAAAAAUU